GUGGCUGGUGAUAGCUGUGGGUCUGGUCAGAGCUUACCUGGCCAGAGGAAGCUACCACGGGCUGUACUACUCCAUAGAGAAGCCCCUGAAGUUCUUUCAGACUGGAGCUAUUCUGGAGAUAUUGCACUGUGCUGUAGGAAUUGUACCGUCCUCUGUAGUCCUGACCGGAUUCCAGGUCAUGUCCCGGGUUUUCCUCACCUGGGCCGUCACACACAGCGUCAGGGAGGUGCAGAGUGAGGACAGCGUGCUGCUGUUUGUCACAGCCUGGACCGUCACAGAGAUCAUCCGCUACUCUUUCUACACCUUCAGCCUGCUCAAUCACCUGCCAUUCCUCAUCAAAUGGGCAAGGUACACCUUCUUUUUUGUGCUGUAUCCCAUGGGAGUGACUGGGGAACUGCUGACUAUCUAUGCAGCGCUGCCGUAUGUGCAGAAGACAGGCCUGUACUCUGUCACUCUCCCCAACAAGUACAACUUUUCUUUUGACUACUACACCUUCCUCAUCCUCAUCAUGAUCUCCUACAUUCCCCUCUUCCCCCAGCUUUACUUCCACAUGAUACGGCAGAGGAAGAAGGUGCUGGGCCACGUAGAGGACUACAGCAAAGUGGAGUGAGCCCAACGGCAUUCAAACAGAUGUGAUCGAGGGAAAAUAAACCAAAACAACCAACAGAAGUCUGCUUACAGAAAUGCAAACCCCAGCCACUUUUCACACUGCCAGAGCUGACCUGGCAGAAGAUUCAAUUAUCAAGCAACUUUAUUUUUUUUCCCAGCUGUUGUCCAGGUUGUGUAGGUGCUCAAAAAAUCAUGAACCAACUGGUGUUGUUUUUUGUUGUUGUUUUUAUUUAUGAACAAACCGCAGUUCCUUUUGUUUAGUCAGAGAGCUUUCAGCUGUAAAGAAACUGUAUUAUGACGUGGAUACAGUUGAGCUGCUGUCUGAGCAGUACGUAGAACUCGGUCACAGAAAAGCAUUGAACUGAAUGAGGCACUGAUAGAAUCAAUAACCUCCUUUUAAAUGUCACCAUAGAAAUUCCCUUAUAGAUUUUUCACCUCCCCGCACCUCUCUUUUUAAAAAGCAGUUUUGUUUCACUACAAUGUAGAAAGAAUAAUGUGAAGACUUAGUACUGAAACUAGGUUCUCUGUAGGUUUUGCAUCUACAGUGUGUUUGUUGGUGCAAACUGUGGUCCAGAUUUGUGUUUUUUGUUUGUUUUCUUUCAUUUGUUUCAGACAAAAGUUUGAUUACAUUCCUAAUUUAGUUCAAUAAACCUUUUUUCAUUCUGUG
Messenger RNA from Morone saxatilis (striped sea-bass), 1276 nucleotides. It is a transcript of the gene hacd2, whose product is annotated as 3-hydroxyacyl-CoA dehydratase 2. Gene Ontology annotation, molecular function: 3-hydroxyacyl-CoA dehydratase activity. The record is from RefSeq and is a predicted model, not a curated record. NCBI's taxonomy places the organism in Eukaryota, Metazoa, Chordata, Actinopteri, Moronidae. Gene Ontology annotation, cellular component: endoplasmic reticulum membrane. Gene Ontology annotation, biological process: sphingolipid biosynthetic process; fatty acid elongation; very long-chain fatty acid biosynthetic process.